Paraglomus brasilianum is the source of this 273-nucleotide messenger RNA. Lineage: Eukaryota; Fungi; Glomeromycota; Glomeromycetes; Paraglomerales; Paraglomeraceae. The record is from the annotation of a GenBank genome assembly.
AUGGCCACGAAAGAUUGGCCAGUUGCCGCAGGGCCUCAACACGGCGUGAGACGAAGAAAACAAUACGACACGCCGCGGAGGAGGCUCUGGAGAAUAUUAACGAGCGUUUUCCUCGAAGUAAUUAACAUGUUACACGAACGUUUACAGGCCGUCCCACUUUUCCGAAGCUGGGAUGAACUGAUAAAUAGCGCGAUGGCACAGCUACCACAGUGGGGCUGCAACGGCACGGAAGGGACUUCGAACACUUGUCGGUCUCUGGAUGAUUACACCUAA